Molecule: messenger RNA, 1125 nt
Organism: Musa acuminata AAA Group (dessert banana)
Lineage: Eukaryota; Viridiplantae; Streptophyta; Magnoliopsida; Zingiberales; Musaceae
Product: plasma membrane-associated cation-binding protein 1-like
Exons: 5
Coding region: 309-905 (198 amino acids)
Cellular component (GO): plasma membrane
Source: RefSeq, a predicted model, not a curated record
UGAUUAGGUUUAACAUGCUUUAGGUCACAAAUACUGUGAGCAUGCUCACUCUGCACUUAUUGCUGAUAUACGUGAUCUAUAUAACGUCAUCCUCGUGCACUAAAAUUAAUAUUUUCAUUGACUAGAUGUGCCAACUGAAUUUUCUACUUCCACUAAAAUGAUGAAUAUCCUAUGCCUGAUCUCCUUGAUUUCAUUGAUUCCAACCAAGAUGGUAGAGGAAGAGAUGCUGAAUCCCUGAAGAGGAAGAAUCUGGGUUUAAUGGUGUUUGCGAUUUGAGCUAACAGGAGAGCAAGAGGAAGAGAGCAGAGAUGGUGAAUUACUGGAAGUCUAAAGUCCUUCCGACGAUCAAGAAGGUGUUUGACAGGAACGGCAAGAAGGCUGCCGCCGCCGAGGCAUGCAAGUCCUUCGACGAAUCGAAGGAGGACAUCAGCAAGGAGUUCGAAGAGAAGAAGACUGACCUGCAGCCCAAAGUUGUGGAGAUCUACGAAGCUUCUGCCGUUGAAAUCAAGACUCUGGUGAAGAAACCGACGGGGUCAGGACUGAAGAAGAAAUCAACUGUUGUGAUCAAGUUCAUCGAGGAACUAGUGAAGAUCGAGUUCCCUGGCUCGAAGCCGGUGAGCGAGGCUGCCGCCAAGUACGGCCCCGGCCUCGUCUCCGGUCCCGUGAUCUUCCUCUUCGAGCAGGUGUCCACCUUACUCCCCGCAGAGGAGCCGCCUGCUCCCGCCGAACCGGCCGUCGAGAGCACCAGCAAGGAUAUUACACCGGAAACCGCGGAGGAGAUCAAGAAGGAAGAGGCUGAGGCGGAGGUGGAAGAGGCACCUGCCCCGGCCGACCCGGCUCCCUCGGACCCCUCCCCGGAGACGGAGAAACCGGCCGAGCCAGCGGCUGAACCCGCCAAGGCUUGAUAUAAACCACCAGCCUCCCGAACCGAUCAUUCCACCGCCACCUCGCCACCACCGCGCACCCAGUGUUUCCAUGAUUUAUUAUUCUUUCUCUUGUCUCUUCGUCAAUUUGCUUCUCUUUCUCCUGUACGUAACUAUGUCUUGGUUUCUCUCAUUUUGCUUUCGGCAAGGGGACAUGCAGGCCAUGUAAUAUCAUUAUUAAGUGCAGUGUGGUGUUAUGUUA